Molecule: messenger RNA, 1128 nt
Organism: Lodderomyces elongisporus
Lineage: Eukaryota; Fungi; Ascomycota; Pichiomycetes; Serinales; Debaryomycetaceae
Gene: EAF3
Product: Eaf3p
Exons: 1
Coding region: 1-1128 (375 amino acids)
Biological process (GO): chromatin organization; regulation of DNA-templated transcription
Cellular component (GO): Rpd3S complex; nucleus; NuA4 histone acetyltransferase complex
Source: RefSeq, a predicted model, not a curated record
AUGGUUUCAUAUUCGCCAAACCAAAUAGUUUACGCUUAUCACGGCCCACUUAUUUACGAGGCUAAGAUUAUCAAGACAAAACAAGCUACUGAGUCAUUUGUUCUCAAUAAUGAUAAUCAACAGGAAACUUUUGAACAACAAGGUGCCAAGUUUGACGCUGCAAAAUGGGAUGGCUUAAAUUGCUUUUUGUUACAUUACCAAGGAUGGAAUGCCAAGUGGGACGAGUGGGUUGGAGAGGAAAGAGUGUUGGAAAUAAAUGAGGAGAACAAAUUCAAAAAGUUGGAGUUGGAGCAAUUGACAAAGAAGAAAAAAGUCAAAAAGGAAGAGUCGACUAAAUCCAGCGGGAAUGGCAAGGGUGGGAGCAAAAGUGGGUCCAAGAGUAGAGGAGAAGGCGGGAGUAGAAGCGGUAACGGUAACGGCAACAGCAGCAGCAGCAGCAGCAGUAGCAACGGUGGAGGUGGUAAUGCGUCAAAGAGGCAAAGAACGAGUGGCAGUGGCAGUAGUAAUGCUAGCAGCAAUAGCAGCAAUGGUGGUGGUGGUGGUGGUGGAGAACUGAGAAGGAAAACAUCAAAUAUCAAUUUGAAAUUUCCACCAGAGUUGAAGUAUGUUUUGGUCAAUGAUUGGCAAUAUAUAACAAAGGAUAAGAAAUUGGUCAAGUUACCCAGCAACAACUAUUCUGUUCACACUAUAUUGCAAGACUAUCGAAAUCUGCGAAAAGAAGUAUUGGAUAAACAUCAAUUGGGUAUCUUGUUGGAGAUAUUGCAUGGGCUAGAGAUAUAUUUCAACAAGUCUUUAAGUUUGCUUUUGCUUUACAAGCAUGAAAAUUUGCAAUACUUGGAUUUUCUAAAGAGAAAUGUAAUAAGCUACAGCCAGUACCAACCUGGAGAUGCUGAAGGGUCGAGUAGCAGGAGUCACUGUCAAAGUAAGGUUUAUGGGUUUGAGCACCUUUUGAGGUUGUUGGUUCUGUUUCCCAGUUUGAUAAGUCAAACUACCAUGGAUUCACUAAGUAUAAGUGUGUUGGUACUGGAAUUGGAGCACUUGUUGGUAUUUUUAAAGGACAAUAUGGGAAAAUAUCAAAACGAGUAUGAGUAUCAAAGUCCGCAGUACAAUAGUCUAGCAACCUCUUGA